CAUUUUCGUACAUUUUAUAUCAUCAUGGCUUUCCAUUCGGUGGUCACAAUGGAGAAGCCGCUGCAGCAUAUCUCGCUGACGGAUUGGCAUGCUCGCGUUAGCCAGCUGCGGAAUGUUGCAGAUGCCCGUCGAUCGGACGCCUUCGCCAUACGCCACGCAUCGCGUUCGUUGCGGAACGAGACCAGGAUCGAAGGCGACUGGGCCAACUAUGAGACCAAUGAGAGCCUAACAGACCGUAUAUCCGAGCUGAAUCGUUGGCGCGACAUCAUAUCGAAGACAUUUGAGCGUAUUGAGCGCGAGAUUUACCUGCUCCAGGAGGAGAAAAAUGCAACCGAACGCGAGCUGGAGACGCUGACUGGUCCCAUAUCGGUCAUUGCCGAGUGCCUGACCAUGCGUGAUGGCCGUCUUGGCUCUGAGAUGACCUACGAUGAGGCCGACACGGAGAUCAAGAACGAGCUGGCCAUUUUGGAGAACAAUCAACGAUUGCUGGCCGACCGCUGCCAGAAGGCUUGGGAGAAGCUGACUCGCCUGGAGGAGGUGCGCUUCAAGAUCGGCAUGGAGAUCGACAACAAACUGGAAGCAGUCGAGCUAGACAAUUCACAAUUGGCUUUGGACCGCAACGCCGCCAACAUUUCUUACAAGCCGGAUCCCACCAGGAAUCCAAAGAACUCGUGUUCCUACGAGACCUGGUUGGAGCAUGUGAAGAACAUGAAGCAGCUGGCGGAGAAUGAGCUGGCCGACACUUAUGCCAUUCGUGAGGCUUUGUUCGUGUGCCGUGAGAAAGCCCGCAACAUGCUCCAGUCGCAGCAGGAGCGCGCCGAGCACACCAUUCGCAAGCGCAUCUUCGAGACCCAGCGCGCACGCAACGAACUCGAGUGGCAGAAGAUGAAAAUGAAGGACGAAAUGGAGCAGGCGGUUUGUGAGAUCAAGACGCUGGAGCAGGCGUUGCGUGACAAGUCCGACGGAUUGAAGUUGGCCGAAACACGGCUGGAGAAUCGUGCCCAACGCUCGGGCAUGGAGCUGUGCAUGGACCAAGCUCACGAGAUGCUCUGUGUGGAGGUGGAGAAGCUCCGUGAGAUCCGCCGUCGUCUGAUUGCCAAGAUUGAGGAAAGCAAGGCCAAUUACAACCUCAUGGAGGAGCAUGCCCAGAAGAUCGAUGUGGAUCUGGAAAACAAGCAACAUUCCUUGAUGACUGACAUACGGGCCCUCGACUUGCGCCAACGUCUCAAGGGUGGCGAGUUCGGCCUGAAGAUCGCUAAUCCGAGUGCCCAGACAGACAGGAACAUUGUGCUCACGCGCAUGGAGGAUGAGAUUCCAAAGACAUAAAAUGUUAAGCUGAUAA
Molecule: messenger RNA, 1342 nt
Organism: Drosophila persimilis
Lineage: Eukaryota; Metazoa; Arthropoda; Insecta; Diptera; Drosophilidae
Product: tektin-B1
Exons: 3
Coding region: 25-1326 (433 amino acids)
Biological process (GO): cilium movement involved in cell motility; cilium assembly
Cellular component (GO): nucleus; microtubule cytoskeleton
Source: RefSeq, a predicted model, not a curated record